This is a messenger RNA of Ochotona princeps (American pika), 6080 nucleotides long. RefSeq names its product sodium voltage-gated channel alpha subunit 4 (gene SCN4A). Gene Ontology annotation, cellular component: voltage-gated sodium channel complex; axon; plasma membrane. Gene Ontology annotation, molecular function: voltage-gated sodium channel activity; protein binding. The coding region runs from base 1 to 5469 and encodes 1822 amino acids. Gene Ontology annotation, biological process: sodium ion transmembrane transport; neuronal action potential; membrane depolarization during action potential. The transcript is spliced from 24 exons. Lineage: Eukaryota; Metazoa; Chordata; Mammalia; Lagomorpha; Ochotonidae. The record is from RefSeq and is a predicted model, not a curated record.
AUGGCCAACUCGUCUCUGCCCACCCUCGUGCCUCUGGGCCCCCAGUGCCUGCGGCCCUUCACCCGGGAGUCCUUGGUGGCCAUAGAGCGGCGGGCAGUGGAGGAGGAGGCCCGGCUGCAGCGGAACAAGCAGAUGGAGAUCGAGGAGCCCGAACGGAAGCCACGCAGUGACCUGGAGGCCGGCAAGAAUCUGCCCCUCAUCUACGGGGACCCCCCGCCUGAGGUCAUCGGCAUCCCCCUGGAAGACCUGGACCCCUACUACAGCGACAAGAAGACCUUCAUCGUCCUCAACAAGGGCAAGGCCAUCUUCCGCUUCUCUGCCACUCCUGCCCUCUAUAUACUGAGCCCCUUCAGCAUCGUCAGGCGUGGCGCCAUCAAGGUGCUCAUUCACUCGCUGUUCAGCAUGUUCAUCAUGAUCACCAUCCUGACCAACUGCGUGUUCAUGACCAUGAGUAACCCGCCCCCCUGGUCCAAGAACGUGGAAUAUACCUUCACAGGGAUCUACACCUUUGAGUCCCUCAUCAAGAUGCUGGCCCGAGGUUUCUGCAUUGAUGACUUCACAUUCCUCCGGGACCCCUGGAACUGGCUGGACUUCAGCGUCAUCACGAUGGCGUACCUAACAGAGUUUGUGGACUUGGGUAACAUCUCAGCACUGAGGACCUUCCGGGUGUUGCGGGCCCUGAAAACCAUCACGGUCAUCCCAGGGCUGAAGACAAUCGUGGGGGCCCUGAUCCAGUCGGUGAAGAAGCUGUCGGAUGUGAUGAUCCUGACCGUCUUCUGCCUGAGCGUGUUCGCGCUCGUGGGGCUGCAGUUGUUCAUGGGGAACCUGCGGCAGAAGUGUGUGCGUUGGCCCCCGCCCUUCAAUGACACCAACACCACGUGGUAUGGCAAUGACACCUGGGAUGGCAAUGCCACGUGGGAUGGCCAAGAGAGCUGGGCUAGCAACUCCACCUUUGACUGGGAAGCCUACAUCAAUGACGAAGGAAACUUCUACUUCUUGGAGGGUGCCAACGAUGCCCUGCUCUGUGGGAACAGCAGUGAUGCGGGGCACUGCCCCGAGGGCUAUGAGUGCAUCAAGGCUGGACGGAAUCCCAACUAUGGCUAUACCAGCUAUGACACCUUCAGCUGGGCCUUCCUCGCUCUCUUCCGCCUCAUGACCCAGGACUACUGGGAGAACCUCUUCCAGCUGACCCUUCGAGCAGCUGGCAAGACCUACAUGAUCUUCUUCGUCGUCAUCAUCUUCUUGGGCUCUUUCUACCUCAUCAACCUGAUCCUGGCCGUGGUGGCCAUGGCCUAUGCAGAGCAGAAUGAGGCCACACUGGCUGAGGACCAGGAGAAGGAGGAGGAGUUUCAGCAAAUGCUGGAGAAGUUCAAGAAGCAGCAGGAGGAGCAGGAAAAGGCCAAGGCUGCCCAGGCCCUGGAAGGUGGGGAGGCAGACGGGGACCCAGCCCACAGCAAAGACUGCAACGGCAGCCUGGACACAGCGCCAGGGGAGAAGGGCGCCCCAAGACAGAGCUGCAGUGCUGAAAGCGCCAUCUCGGACGCUAUGGAGGAGCUGGAAGAGGCCCACCAGAAGUGCCCACCUUGGUGGUACAAGUGUGCCCACAAAGUGCUCAUAUGGAACUGCUGCGCCCCUUGGGUGAAGUUCAAGAACAUCAUUCACCUGAUCGUCAUGGACCCCUUUGUGGACCUGGGCAUCACCAUCUGCAUCGUGCUCAACACCCUCUUCAUGGCCAUGGAGCACUACCCCAUGACAGAACACUUUGACAAUGUCCUCUCUGUGGGCAACCUGGUCUUCACCGGCAUCUUCACGGCAGAGAUGGUUCUGAAGCUGAUCGCCAUGGACCCCUACGAAUAUUUCCAGCAAGGCUGGAACAUCUUCGACAGCAUCAUUGUCACCCUCAGCCUGGUGGAGCUGGGGCUGGCCAAUGUGCAGGGGCUGUCCGUGCUCCGCUCCUUCCGUCUGCUGCGGGUCUUCAAGCUGGCCAAGUCAUGGCCGACACUCAACAUGCUCAUCAAGAUCAUCGGCAACUCAGUGGGGGCACUGGGCAACCUGACGUUGGUGUUGGCCAUCAUCGUGUUCAUCUUCGCCGUGGUGGGCAUGCAGCUGUUCGGCAAGAGCUACAAGGAGUGCGUGUGCAAGAUCGCCUCGGACUGCAGCCUGCCCCGCUGGCAUAUGCACGACUUCUUCCACUCCUUCCUCAUCGUCUUCCGCAUCCUCUGCGGGGAGUGGAUUGAGACCAUGUGGGACUGCAUGGAGGUGGCCGGCCAGGCCAUGUGCCUCACCGUCUUCCUCAUGGUCAUGGUCAUCGGCAACCUUGUGGUCCUGAACCUGUUCUUGGCCCUGCUUCUGAGCUCCUUCAGUGCCGACAGCCUGGCAGCCUCAGAUGAGGAUGGCGAGAUGAACAACCUGCAGAUCGCCAUAGGUCGCAUCAAGUGGGGCAUCGGCUUCGCCAAGGCUUUCCUCCUGGGGCUGCUGCAUGGCAAGGUGUUGAGCCCCAAGGAUAUCAUGCUCAGCCUGGGGAAGCCCGGGGGUGCUGGAGAGGCUGGGGAGAGCACCCCCGAGGAUGAGAAGAAGGAACCGCCCCCCGAGGAGGAAGACAGAGACAUGAAGAAGGAUAACCACAUCCUGAACCACGUGGGCCUGACUGACGGCCCCCGCUCCAGCAUCGAGCUGGACCAUCUCAACUUCAUCAACAACCCCUACUUGACCAUACAGGUGCCCAUCGCCUCCGAGGAGUCCGACCUGGAGAUGCCCACAGAGGAGGAGACUGACACCUUCUCAGAGCCUGAGGACAUGAAGAAGCCACUGCCGCCGCCGCCCCCAGACGGGAACUCCUCCGUCUGCAGCACAGCUGACUACAAACCCCCUGAGGAGGACCCCGAGGAGCAAGCGGAGGAAAACCCUGAUGGCGAGCAGCCAGAGGAGUGCUUCACAGAGGCCUGUGUGCAGCGCUGUCCCUUCCUCUACGUGGACGUGUCCAAGGGCCGCGGAAAGCAGUGGUGGACGCUGCGCAGGGCCUGCUUCAAGAUUGUCGAACACAACUGGUUCGAGACCUUCAUUGUCUUCAUGAUCCUGCUCAGCAGUGGGGCCCUGGCCUUCGAGGACAUCUACAUUGAGCAGCGGCGGGUCAUCCGCACCAUCCUGGAGUACGCUGACAAGGUCUUCACCUACAUCUUCAUCAUGGAGAUGCUGCUGAAGUGGGUGGCCUACGGCUUCAAGGUGUACUUCACCAACGCCUGGUGCUGGCUCGACUUCCUCAUUGUGGACGUCUCCAUCAUCAGCUUGGUGGCCAACUGGCUGGGCUACUCAGAGCUGGGACCCAUCAAAUCUCUGAGGACACUGCGGGCCCUGCGUCCCCUGCGGGCACUCUCCCGAUUCGAGGGCAUGAGGGUGGUGGUGAAUGCUCUCCUGGGUGCCAUCCCCUCCAUCAUGAAUGUGCUGCUUGUGUGCCUCAUCUUCUGGCUCAUCUUCAGCAUCAUGGGCGUCAACCUGUUUGCGGGCAAAUUCUACUACUGCAUCAACACCACCACCUCUGAAAGGUUCGACAUCUCCGAGGUCAACAACAAGUCCGAGUGUGAGAGCCUAAUGCACACAGGCCAGGUCCGCUGGCUCAACGUCAAGGUCAACUACGACAACGUGGGCCUGGGCUACCUCUCCCUGCUGCAGGUGGCCACCUUUAAGGGCUGGAUGGACAUCAUGUAUGCAGCUGUGGACUCCCGGGAGAAGGAGGAACAGCCGCAGUAUGAGGUGAACUUGUACAUGUACCUCUACUUCGUCAUCUUCAUCAUCUUUGGGUCCUUCUUCACCCUCAACCUCUUCAUUGGUGUCAUCAUUGACAACUUCAACCAGCAGAAGAAAAAGUUUGGAGGGAAAGACAUCUUCAUGACGGAGGAGCAGAAGAAAUACUACAAUGCUAUGAAGAAGCUCGGCUCCAAGAAGCCUCAGAAGCCAAUCCCCCGGCCCCAGAACAAGAUCCAGGGCAUGGUGUAUGACUUCGUCACGAAGCAGAUGUUUGACAUCACCAUCAUGAUCCUCAUCUGCCUCAACAUGGUCACCAUGAUGGUGGAGACGGAUGACCAGAGCGAGCUCAAGGUGGACAUCCUCUACAACAUCAACAUGAUCUUCAUCAUCAUCUUCACGGGAGAGUGCGUGCUCAAGAUGAUCGCCCUGCGCCAGUACUACUUCACCGUCGGCUGGAACAUCUUUGACUUCGUGGUGGUCAUCCUGUCCAUUGUGGGCCUUGCACUCUCUGACCUGAUCCAGAAGUACUUCGUGUCCCCGACCCUGUUCCGUGUGAUCCGCCUGGCACGCAUCGGGCGGGUCCUGCGCCUGAUCCGUGGGGCCAAGGGCAUCCGGACGCUGCUCUUCGCCCUCAUGAUGUCUCUACCGGCCCUCUUCAACAUCGGCCUCCUCCUUUUCCUCGUCAUGUUCAUCUACUCUAUCUUCGGCAUGUCCAACUUUGCCUACGUCAAGAAGGAGUCGGGCAUUGAUGACAUGUUCAACUUUGAGACCUUCGGCAACAGCAUCAUCUGCCUCUUCGAGAUCACCACGUCGGCCGGCUGGGAUGGGCUGCUCAACCCCAUCCUCAACAGUGGGCCCCCGGACUGCGACCCCACACUCGAGAAUCCAGGCACCAGCAUCAGGGGCGACUGUGGCAACCCCUCCAUCGGCAUCUGCUUCUUCUGCAGCUACAUCAUCAUCUCCUUCCUCAUCGUGGUCAACAUGUACAUCGCCAUCAUCCUGGAGAACUUCAACGUGGCCACCGAGGAGAGCAGCGAGCCUCUGGGUGAGGAUGAUUUCGAGAUGUUCUACGAGACGUGGGAGAAGUUCGACCCUGACGCCACCCAGUUCAUCGACUACAGUCGCCUCUCUGACUUCGUGGACACGCUGCAGGAGCCGCUAAGGAUCGCCAAGCCCAACAAGAUCAAGCUCAUCACGCUGGACCUGCCCAUGGUGCCAGGGGAUAAGAUCCACUGCCUCGACAUCCUCUUUGCCCUGACCAAGGAGGUGCUGGGUGACUCUGGGGAAAUGGACGCCCUCAAGGAGACCAUGGAGGAGAAGUUCAUGGCAGCCAACCCGUCCAAGGUCUCCUACGAGCCCAUCACCACCACCCUCAAGAGGAAACACGAGGAGGUGUGUGCUAUCAAGAUCCAGAGGGCCUAUCGCCGCCACCUGCUACAGCGCUCUGUCAAGCAGGCCUCCUACAUGUACCGCCACGGCCAGGACGGCACAGGGGGUGGGGCCCCAGAGAAGGAGGGACUGAUCGCCGAGGCCAUGAGCAAGAUGUAUGGCCCUGAGAACGGGGCCAGCCUUGUGCAGCGUAAGGAAGCAGAGGAGAAGGGCUCCCCUGAGGAUGUUAGCCCUGCCAGGGAGCACACACCUGUCAGCCACUCAGAGUCUGCCCUCCCUUCAACCCCUGCACCAGGACAGACUGUACGCCCAGGGGUCAAAGAGUCUCUGGUCUAGUGGGCAGCAUGGAGGUGGUCUAGCCAAGUCUUGACACAACCCCCAGAGCUCCCAGAAGUGCCUGCAUACUGAGCGAAGGGGCAGGGUUUUGAGCCUGUGACUGUGUAUGUGUCCAUCUGUCUGACUGGCUCCCUGCUGGGGGACAGGAUUUGGCCAUACCUAGGCAGACAACCAGCCCCAUGCACCUGCCGUCCCAGGCCGUGGGAAAUGAGAACUGCACCCAGGGGCUCCAAGCUGGGCCUGUGGCCCCUGCCACCAAUUUUUGCCUUCAAGUUUGUCUUACCUCUUCCCAGCACAGCCACCAUGCUGUCAGCUGGGAAAGGAGAACCCCUGCACCCUGCUGGGGGACCAGCCGGCCUAUCCUCCUGUCACCACAGUCUUAAGGGCUGCUGGUCCCUUCCCAGGAAGUGGCUUAGGCACCCCUUCUCCCAGCCACCCUGGACAGAGACCUCCUAACCAGACCCAGGCUGCUGCCAGCCUGCCUCUUCUGCCUCCAGGGUGGGGAGCAGCAGGGCCAGGAAUUCCUCAGGAUUCAGCAAGUGCUCCCAAGCCAGCUUGGCCCCUGGGUCUUGCUGGUUGCACCGGGCAGGGGUUGAGACCCUGAACCAUUU